UUAAGAAAAGAGGGUCUCAAUCGGACAUGGUUGAGUAGGCAACAUCGGUGCGGCUUGGAAACCACCUGGUCUGGAAUAACCUGAUGGAAAUUGGAGGACGGAGGCCUUGCGAAGUCCGUUUCGAGGAGGUUUUCAUGGAGCGUUGAGAUUAUUAUGAUGUGGUGGCUUGCCUUAAUGAUGUUUACACCUCCGGCUUUCCCAUUCAUCGUGUUCGUGUGCAUGGGUUUAUCCGAGGCGCUUCAUUCCUACGAUGCGCUGCCUUUAAUAAGGAAAUCUCGUGAAAUCGCCGAAGAGCAUCUAAAUAAGAGCGCCAACGGGUUUCCAGUGUACCUGCUCAGUACUGUCGCAUUAACACCCGCGCCCACGAUCGCUUCCACCAGAAAACCGAUAAAUGUCGCCGCACCAGCAGCCACCACCAUUGAACCACCAACAACAGACCCCACCACCCCAUCGCUGUCUAAUCCCAGCUAUGUGGGCGCAUUUGAUCGGAGAAAGCCCAGUUUUCCUGAAACGCGGAUGAAAACGUCGCAGAUAUUUGAUAAUAAAGCCGAGAGAUCAGGCGCCGUGCCCUAUCUCAGGACAACAUCUGACAAUUCUCAAGAGCUAGUGUGUAACUGCAGUGGAGAGGGCGUGUCAGACCCUGACGAGUGUGACCGUGAGACGGGUCAGUGUGAUUGUAUGCCGGGAUACACUGGGCUGGACUGUGAGGAGUGUGAGGAAGAUCACUUCACCAACGGCACAAUUGGAUGUCUCCCCUGCGCAUGCGACUCAUUUGGCGCAGUCAGCUCAAGCUGUGACAGUUCAGGUACGUGUGUUUGUAAGACAGGUGUGUACGGGCCCAAGUGUGAUGACUGCCACCCUGGAUUCUUCCACUUCAGCAGCACAGGAUGCCAGCCGUGCCAAUGCAACCACCAUUCAACCUACUGCCACCCACAGUCAGGUGUUUGUUUGGACUGUCAGAACAACACUCAGGGCCACAACUGUGAGGAGUGUCUCCCCAAUUUUUACCGCCUUCGUGGCGAGGAGUUAACGGAGGGAUGUCUGCCCUGUCCCUGCUCCUCCGUGAGCUCCACCGGCAGCUGCCAUCUUGAUUCUAGCAGGCGGCCUGUAUGUGACAAAUGUAAGCCUGGCUUCUCUGGCCCGACAUGCGAUGUGUGUAUAGAUGGUCUCUUCAAAUCGUCAGGUGUGUGUGUGCCCUGCAACUGUAACGGGAAUGCGGACCCUCGCUCCAGGCCUCAAAUAUGCCACCCCGAGACCGGGCACUGCCACCGUUGCAUCAACCACACAUCGGGCGUACACUGUGAGAUCUGCACCCGUGGCUACAUAGGGGAUGCCCCCUCCCACAACUGCACCAUAAGAGCUGUGAGAAUCCUCCCAACUCAAGACAUCAAGUCCUCCACUGCUGAAAUCCCCAAAUCCACACGUCCUAUUCCUUCUACACCUCCAUUCCGCCUCCCCACUUCCUCUUCCCCCACCACCACCACCCACCCCAGCCUCCCGACCCUGCAGUCUGGCACUGGAGACUCCGCAGGACACAACAGCACAGCCUCUGCCCUAACUGUGGUGUCCUGGACGCAGUUUAACAUCAUCAUUCUCGCUGUCAUCAUCGUCAUCGUCGUCCUCCUCAUGGGCUUCGUCGGGGGCGUGUAUACGUAUCGUGAGUAUCGGAAUCGAAAACUGAAUGCCCCGUUUUGGACCAUUGAGCUUAAGGAAGAUAACAUCAGCUUCAGCAGCUACCACGACAGCAUCCCGCAUGCUGACCCUAACGGACUAUUAGAGGAGGAGCCAUGCGUGGUCGCAGCCAAUGGGCAGUUAGCACUGGCCACUGCCGCCAACAUGUACAAAGCGUGAAAUAGUUGGUAUGAUUAUAUCUGCUCUUAAAUACGAUGAUUAGGGAAAGAAGGUAGCCUUGCUCUGGGAGCCAAAGCUAACUUCUUUAUUUAUUUCUACAUACUAUUUGGCUCCCUGUAAGGUCCCAUUGCUUCCUGUGUGAUAUCCUCAUGCAACCUGAUCUUAAAAAACAUAUUUCUUGUACCAUUUGGAGAUUGGAGAGGUCUCUAUUAAAUUCAAGACAAGCCAUUAACAUAUUACUUUAUGGUAGCCCUUAAACACACAAAAAAUUAAUCAUUUGCCAGAACAUUAUGUGCUGCCUCUUAAAUGAGCCUCUAAGGGUUGUGUGUCUGAGUUAGAAAAGACAGAGGCAAUGAAAGAGGCAAUGAAUUUAAGAGACCUUUGGACCAACACAGCAAGAUAAUGACACCUAAUACUACUGUCUGUAUAGAAAGCUCACAUGUUUUUGAGACAAUUACUCUACUUUUAAAAGCAGACAGGGAUACGUAUGGAACAGAGGACAAUUACAUACGAUUUUUACACAUCCAUACAGCUUUGCUCAGAAAAGAAUGGAACUUACAUGUUCAAAAUGAACAAGACUUUUGUAAAAGACACCAAGACUGCAAAUCAGGUGAUAUUUGUUAGGGAGGAAACUUCUGACCCUGCAAAGCAUCUGUCUUUGAAUGAGACUAUUUCAUACACACAUCAAAGGCCAUGCUUUGGAUUUCUAUGGAAUGCAGUCUUUGUAAUACAGCGUCCCGUUUCUUGCCACGAUAAGAGGAAAUUCCUGUUACAGAUUGGUACCAAACCAAACAUGCUACAUAACAGACAUACCUGGGCUACUGGUAACACUCGCACCUGUUUCAGCCUUAUUGUGUUUGUGUGCAUGUGAGUGGGUGUUUAUGUGUGUGUGGGAGAGACAGUGUUGAGUGUGGAGACAGUUUCAGUUCUAACUGUGUAGAGCUGGAUUCUACACAGGAAUGUACAAGCCUUUGUGAGCAUGGAUAGAUUCUGCUGCAUAGUUUCGCAAAUAUAAAUGUUUGACACAAUAUUGUAGACACGAAAGCCAUGUAAGCGUAAAAAGACACAGGAUGUGUGUAUUCAGACUUUUAGAAGACAUUGUGAAGGAGAGACUGUGUUUGGGAACCUAUAAGGUACAGCAGUGGACACAAUGUGUUUUUUCCCCCUCCAUUUGUCUACAAGGACCCUUUUAAAUGUGAUUCAGGAUCAUUUUGAUGAUUUGGACAAAGGACUGGUCUUUUGUAUUGAAUUAUUACAUUUUUUUUUUUUUAUUAUUAUUAUUCUAGUUGAUCAUGUUGACUACUAUUUAUUUAUCCUUUGUGUUUUGUCUCUGUGUUCUUAUUUUAUUGCUGUUUUGUACAGUGUACCAUACUGAAUGCAAACUCUGUAGGCCGAGUUGUGAGCACAACCUCAAUGACAAGACAUGUUGGUAGUCUUAUUUUCUCCUCUGAUUUUCUUUCUAUUUAUUAAGUCAGGUUAAACAUUAAUAACUCACUGUAUAUGGGAUGUCAGUGGAAAAUACUGUAUUUUCUCAGUCCUGAGUGGUCAAAUGACAAAUUAAAUUAAAGGAUUACUGAAUCAAAGUACAUGCAGACAUGAGACAGUAUAUCAAGACUUUUAGAUUGAAUGAGAGUGAAUGGAGUACUUUAACAGACAGUUUGCA
Messenger RNA from Myxocyprinus asiaticus (Chinese sucker), 3514 nucleotides. RefSeq names its product multiple epidermal growth factor-like domains protein 9. The transcript is spliced from 6 exons. Gene Ontology annotation, cellular component: basement membrane. The record is from RefSeq and is a predicted model, not a curated record. Lineage: Eukaryota; Metazoa; Chordata; Actinopteri; Cypriniformes; Catostomidae. Gene Ontology annotation, molecular function: extracellular matrix structural constituent. Gene Ontology annotation, biological process: axon guidance. Bases 154 to 1851 code for a protein of 565 amino acids.